Molecule: messenger RNA, 606 nt
Organism: Paraphaeosphaeria sporulosa
Lineage: Eukaryota; Fungi; Ascomycota; Dothideomycetes; Pleosporales; Didymosphaeriaceae
Product: ATP-dependent clp protease-like protein proteolytic subunit
Exons: 2
Coding region: 1-606 (201 amino acids)
Biological process (GO): protein quality control for misfolded or incompletely synthesized proteins
Cellular component (GO): endopeptidase Clp complex
Molecular function (GO): ATP-dependent peptidase activity; serine-type endopeptidase activity; ATPase binding
Source: RefSeq, a predicted model, not a curated record
AUGCCAGUGCCCUACGUGACCGAGACAGUGGCUGGUGGCUGGAAAACCUCGGACAUCUUCUCGCGCCUCCUCUCCGAGCGCAUCAUCACGCUCAACGGCGAAGUCAACGACCCCAUGUCUGCCACCGUCACCGCCCAACUCCUCUUCCUCGAAGCCGACAACCCCUCCAAGCCCAUCUCCCUCUACAUAAACUCCCCCGGCGGCUCCGUCACCGCCGGCAUGGCCAUCUACGACACCAUGAACUACAUCCGCUGCCCUGUCACAACCAUCUGCAUGGGCCAGGCUGCUUCCAUGGGCUCGCUGCUGCUCGCGGGUGGUAGCCCUGGCCAGAGAUAUAUCCUGCCGCACAGCAGGGUCAUGAUACACCAGCCGAGCGGCGGGUAUAGCGGCAAGGCGAGCGAUAUUGCGGACCACGCGAAGGAGAUUUUGAGGGUGAGAGACCAGCUGAACAAGAUCUAUCAAAAGCACCUGACGAAGCCGCGGACGCUGGAGGAGAUUGAAAAAUACAUGGAGCGAGACUACUUCAUGGAUGCGAACGAGGCGCUCGAGUUUGGCAUCGUAGACCAAGUGUUGGAGAAGCGGGAGGCAGAUAAGGAAAAGGAGUGA